GGCUGGGGCAAGGGAUUGGAGCACUAAGAGAGGCUCAGGGGUGAAGGCUCUGGGCGGCACUUACUUUAAGUGGCUCCUAGAAGCAGUGCUAUGUCCCUUCUCCAGCUCCUAUGCAGAGGCACAGCCAGGUGGUUCUGCACGCUGCCCUGUCCACAGGCACUUCCCCUACAGCUCCCGUUGGCUGCGGUUCCCAGCGUGCAGAGCGGAGCCCCCUAGCUGCUCCUACACGUGGGAGCCAUGCCGCUGCUUCUAGGAGCUGCGUGAAGUGACCCUCAACCUUGCUCCCCUGCUGGAGCACCAGAGUGGGGUAAACCCCUGACCCCGCUCCCCAGCGGGAGCUUGACGGCUGGAUUAAAACAGCUGGCAGGCCAGAUCCGGCAUGCAGGCCAUAGUUUGCCCAUCCCUUAUCUCGAUGCUCUGACUUGCAUUUGGCGGUAUAAGAAUAGUCACUACCUGUAUAAGGUUCUGAAAUAGAUAUGGUAUAAACAUGUUACUGUCAACACAUGAAACAAAAAAACGCAUCGAAAAAUGGUUAUGCUAUCAUGCUUUCUUUUGGUACAAGAGAGUCUGUUUGUUACCUUCAGUGACUAACCCAUUGACCAGGGCAAAAAGAGCUUCCCCACUUUGACCUACCAAUGCACAAUUUUGACCUGUGAUAAUCACCUCUAAAGAGGAUACUGUCCUCGUUUCCACUUAGCUUUCCUUCCCUCAAUACAUGACACACACUACAGGCAAACAAACCAAAACAGCCUAUUAAAAUAAUCAUGUUAGUUCUACAGGCUGGGAAGGAAGAAAGACUAUUGUUUCUAAAUGCUAGGGAAUAUACAACUCUGAUAGCAGUUCCCCUUCCCUAUGUAACUUUCUGUUCAACAGUGUAAAUCUUGGGAAUAUGCAGACAUUAAUAUUGAACACAUUCUGUAUAGCAAAGUAAUCCUUCUUGGAAUGUGUAAGGUAUGUACAUAAGUUCAAAGAAGGAAAUAUGUUGUAUUCAGAAAUAUGGAAUAACACAUUCUGGAUUGAGCAAUUUAAUUUCCUUGCUUCCAGAUAUCUUUCUUCCUUGAAACCUCAGAGCAUGAGAGGAGUGAUGCCUAAUUAUCACACAUAGAAUUCAUGCAUACAGUGAGAGGCUCAUUCGCAAGAUGACUAUCUCAUAUUUAAAGAAAGGGGGAAAGUCAUUCCCCGCUUUGUUUUUGGCAGCUGAGUUCCCUGAAGUGAUAACUAACAUCUACAGUCCAAACAGCAGAAUACUGUAUCACUGCAUUACUCAGACACAGGACACUGGUUUCUUCAUAUCGAGAGAAACUAAAAUUAAUCUAACAACACUCGGAAUGGGAAAAGAUUAUUAUUCAAUUUUGGGAAUUGAAAAAGGGGCUUCUGAAGAAGAUAUCAAAAAGGCUUACAGAAAACAAGCCCUUAAAUGGCAUCCGGAUAAGAACAAAUCACCCCACGCGGAGGAAAAAUUCAAAGAGGUUGCAGAAGCCUAUGAAGUGCUGAGUGAUCCCAAAAAGAGAGACAUUUAUGAUCAGUUUGGGGAGGAAGGGUUGAAAGGAGGAGCUGGAGGACCCGAUGGACAGGGUGGCACCUUUCGAUACUCUUUCCAUGGUGACCCACAUGCCACAUUUGCAGCAUUUUUUGGUGGUACAAAUCCUUUUGAGAUCUUCUUUGGGAGAAGAAUGCCUGGUGGCAGAGACACCGAAGACAUGGAAGUGGAUGGAGAUCCUUUUGGAUCCUUCACUAGUUUUAGCAUGAAUGGAUUUCCAAGAGAGAGGAAUACAGUUGGUAGCCAGCCUCGUCGUAAACAAGAUCCCCCGAUUAUCCAUGAACUUAAAGUAUCAUUGGAAGAGAUAUAUCAUGGCUGCACAAAAAGGAUGAGAAUUUCCCGAAAAAGGCUGAACCCAGAUGGUAGAAGUGUCCGAACAGAGGACAAAAUCCUCACCAUUGAGAUCAAGAGAGGGUGGAAAGAAGGCACCAAAAUCACUUUCCCAAAAGAAGGUGAUGAAACACCCAACACUAUCCCAGCCGAUAUUGUUUUUGUCAUUAAAGACAAAAGUCACUCGCUCUUCAAGAGAGAUGGUUCAAAUAUUAUCUAUCCUGUUAAAAUCAGUUUGCGGGAGGCUUUAUGUGGCAGCUCGGUCACCGUGCCAACAAUAGAAGGAAGAACCAUACCUAUGACAAUAAAUGAGGUUGUAAAGCCUGGGAUGAGGAGAAGAAUUAUAGGAUAUGGGUUGCCAUUUCCCAAAAAUCCCGACCAACGUGGCGACUUAAUUAUAGAAUUUGAAGUAAAUUUCCCAGACAAUAUACCUCCAGCAUCAAAAGAAGUACUUAGGAGAAAUCUUCCUGUUUCAUAAAGGAAUGGACUGCGUUAACACUGUUUCAGCAGGACACUGAAAAUGCAGAAGACUGGCAAAUUCAUGCUGUAAAAGUGCAAUCUAUAUCCAUUUGUGGAGUAUUCAUUUUCUUUUCGUGGGGUGGAGGGAGGGAAUACUGUAAUGCUGCAUGAGAAGAGAAUGGUUAAAUACAAGUCACGCGAGUGACUCUUGCAGUAAAACAUACAGGGAAAACCACUCACUGUAUCUUACUUUAGAUCUUCCUAAUCAAAGAGUUUAUUCAGUAUUUUGCUUACAUGUAAAAUGUAGUCAUUUCGCAAAAACUCAAUGCACAUAUUUCUAAUAAAGUACUUGAGCAUCCAAGUACUUUAUUUCAUGUAUCUCUAGAUUAUCUAUGUGAUGCUACCCACUAAUAUCAGAAAUCAGAAUUCAUAGUAGAAAUACACUCAUGUAAUAUCCAGCUAUUUGAAGAGACUAAAGCAUUAAAUGACACCAUUUAGAUAUGAAGGCCCACAUGCUACCUUCCAUUUCACAAAGCAAAGGCUAGCUAAAUCUGUUUGUAGAGCUUCUGAACCCACAAAAGAGGUGAGCCUUCUCCCAGCUGCCCCAGAUUUUGUGAGGACUGUACUGAAGCAUUAGGGGAGAACACAUGGCUCUGGGGAAAGGAGUACAGGUAUAGCCACUCUGUGACAUGCUCCCUUCAGAAAUCCACCUGGGGAAUACUACUAAUCGGUGCUAACACCCAUUCCCUAGGGAUGGAUUUCAGUCCAACCAUUGGCAGGACAACAUGGUAUCUUGGCUCCAGAAGGAGCUAUGCUGUCAUGGCUACCCAUGGCUGCCCAUGGAACGGUGUAAAUAAAGGCGCUUGGCUUACACACACAUUUCUAGAUCAUGCAUAACUCAGGACAUCUGUAGAGUUCAAGGGCUGAACCAUCUACCACUUCCAUAAGAGAGAAGGGACAAAGCCCAACUCCCAGCUAAAGGAUUCUAAGGAAACUUUUUGGGCCUGAUCUGAAGCUCAUUUAAGCCAGUGGAAGUCUUUCCGUCAAUUCAGUGAGCUUGGAUAUGUUCCUUUGUGAAUAGAAACGUAAGUUACUUAGCACUUAAGGUGAAAAAACAUAUGUAGGGGAAGGAGAGAGCCUUCAGUAAUUGAGUCUAGUAUUAUAACAUGCUAUAGGGCUGGUUCCCUUGGUUGCAGUAUGGUUUUGGUCAUAUAAUUGCCUUGCAGACUUACUUUCAUAACUUAGGUUUUAAAAACAUGCCACAGUGCUUUAAUAAUGACAUUCUUAAGGGAAGAUUUAUUGUUCUUUAUAAGAAGAAAAUAUUACUCUUAUUUGCAGUCAUUCUUUUACCUGUGGAAAUCUACUAGUUACCUGCUCUGAGUAAUUUUGGUUAUAACAGGGUGUUUAGCAAUGUCAUAGAAAUUAUUUUCUGUAGAAAGGUGGAUUGUGAGAGUUGGGGUUAAUUUAGUUAGCCUUUUUUUAAUGAGCCCUAGCACAAAAGAAUCCCACUUCAAUUUUUCAAAGCAACACAUUCCUAGAAGAUACUGUCAAUUUUUUAACUACAGUUUCUCUUUCAUACAGUUGACAUAUAUGAUCGUGUAAAUCAUAUUCAUUUGCAGUCCUGAACAAACAGGGAACCUGAACAGUUGCUGGAGUGAGACUAGAAAGGCAAAAAAAGUUUUAAAAUUAAUUGCUACCUACUGCUUAUGCCUAUUGUUAUCCUUAUAUAUUGUGUUUAUGCUUUUAAAAGAUUUCCAGUUUCAGUAUGUUCUGUAUGGCAUUUCUCAUGUGUUUUUUAAUAAACUUGUUUUUAACUUUUUUUUAUUUUUUGCCAUAACCACAUGCCAUAAUCUCUGUGAAGAGCAAAUGAGGCUGAGCAUUUGAAACCAAGUCUUGGAAACCCAUAAUCUAAGUAGCUACAAUACUUAGAAUAACUGCAGAUAUUUUUCAAUAUCCAACUUCAGUGGAAUAGGUUUGCCUUAUCAGAAGGUAAGCAGGAGGUUUCCAGAGAAGAGCUGCCCCUGAGCUAAGAACUUUUUGUGACUCAGGACCCUGAUGACAGCCAACUGGAAAGCCAGCCCCAGUUCUGCCCUGAUACAACAAACCCUGAUUUCUGCUCUGCUUCAGCUGAGCCCGACUCCUAGC
This is a messenger RNA of Mauremys reevesii (Reeves's turtle), 4474 nucleotides long. It is a transcript of the gene DNAJB4, whose product is annotated as DnaJ heat shock protein family (Hsp40) member B4. The transcript has 5 exons. The record is from RefSeq and is a predicted model, not a curated record. Lineage: Eukaryota; Metazoa; Chordata; Testudines; Geoemydidae. Gene Ontology annotation, cellular component: cytosol. Gene Ontology annotation, molecular function: protein-folding chaperone binding. The coding region runs from base 1140 to 2348 and encodes 402 amino acids.